CUUGAUCACAUAUUGUCCCCCCCACCUAUGCCUUUUCGAAAAUCCAGCAGUCCUGAAGUCUCUUCUGGCCCUGGGAAGUGUUCUAAAUUUAAGAGGCAGCUGAGUGAAGAUGGAAGACAGUUCAGAAGAGGAAGCCUCGGAGGAGCUCUGACUGGCAAGUAUCUGCUUCCCAAUGCAACUGGACAGCAGCUGUGGCAACCUGCAGAAACCUCUAAUCUUGUUCGCAUGCGCUACCAAGCACUUGGGCAGUCAGCACCUUCACUUACUGCUCAUUUG
Molecule: messenger RNA, 276 nt
Organism: Leptosomus discolor (cuckoo roller)
Lineage: Eukaryota; Metazoa; Chordata; Aves; Leptosomiformes; Leptosomidae
Source: RefSeq, a predicted model, not a curated record